AUGAUAAUCUACUUUUUCAGAGCCGAAGCAAGGGAAGAAGAAGAAGAAGAAGAUGGUGUCUGGGUCAGGGAUAUGCGCGAAGCGCGUUGUCGUCGACGGGCGACACCACAUGCUUGGUCGUCUAGCUUCCAACACUGCGAAGGAGUUACUUAACGGACAGGAAGUGGUUGUUGUCCGAUGUGAAGAGAUUUGUCUCUCGGGAGGUUUGGUUCGACAAAAGAUGAAGUACAUGAGAUUCCUUAGGAAACGUAUGAACACUAAGCCUUCUCAUGGUCCUAUUCACUUUCGUGCUCCUUCCAAGAUCUUCUGGCGCACUGUUCGCGGGAUGAUUCCACACAAGACCAAGCGUGGUGCUGCUGCACUUGCUCGCUUGAAGGUUUUUGAGGGAAUCCCACCUCCUUACGACAAGAUUAAGAGAAUGGUUAUUCCUGAUGCUCUUAAGGUUUUGAGACUUCAGAGUGGUCACAAGUACUGCUUAUUGGGACGUUUAUCUUCUGAGGUUGGCUGGAACCAUUAUGAUACCAUUAAAGAACUUGAGACAAAGAGAAAGGAAAGAUCACAAGUGAUGUAUGAGCGUAAGAAGCAACUCAACAAGCUCAGGACCAAGGCAGAGAAGGUUGCGGAAGAGAGGCUCGGAUCACAGCUAGAUGUUCUUGCCCCGGUCAAGUAUUGAAGAAAACCGACGUCUAUCACCUCAGAGUUUUACACCCGUUUGGUUGAAGCUUGUUUUGAUUUUGAUUUUGCAUCUGAAAUUUGGUUUUGUUAGUGUCAAAGUGAGAAUUCUCUCUUCUCAUUUACUCAUUGUUCUGCUAUAUACAACUUAUGUUGGUUAUUAUUUCAAUCAAAACAAUUUUAUUUCAUCUUAUGCGUGACACCACUUAAAAGAUAAAACGUCUAUUGAUAUUCACAAAUUACACCAAAUCUACACACAUACAUUAACAAAAACAGAGUUCAACAAUCAGAAUUAGAAACUUAUGGGAGAUGUGUUGAAGAUGAAGUAGGUGAUGAUACUGAAUCAUGAUCCUUGACUAUCUCUUCUUCCUUCAUCUCUUUGUGUUCUGCUACAUCAUCAUCCCUCACUUUAGUCUGACUAUUAUCCUCAAUGACAUGAACAUCAUACACAAUCGGUUCUCCAUCCUCAUCGCAUUCUCUCUUCUCGUUGUCUUCCGUCUCUUGAUCAUCAUCAAUGUGCUUGUAAGUCUCAAGUUCUUUCUCAAGAAAAUGCUUUUCUCUCUCCCUUUUAAAAAGAAUCUCCUUGAGAAUAUUCAUCUCUUCCUCAUCAUAAGCAAAUUUCUCAUCAAUCAUUCUCUCAUAUUGCUUCCCUUCCAUCUCAAGCGAAGCUUUAUCCGCUUGUAGCCUUAAAAUCAUAGCCAUAGCUUCAUCAGCUGCUGAUGCUGAAGCUGCUCUUUCUUGUUCCAAUUCAACCAUUAAAGCAGCUUUAGCUACUUUCUCUUGCUCAACAGCUACUUCCAACAACCUAACUCUAUCCAUCAAUUCCGAGUUCUUAUCUUUAUCAACCAUAGUCUUCUCUUCUUGUUCUUGUUCUUGUUCUUGUUCUUGUUCUUGAUGAUGUAAAACGCUUGGCCUAUUAGUAGUAGCUAGCUUCUGAACUCUGAGUAUGAUUCUGAAUGGCCAAUCAAAGAGAAGUUUUUGGAUGCAGAGAUCACUGUUUUGGUACCCGAUACAUGGCAUAAACAGUAGCAACUUCGAUGUAAUAAAGACGAAAGCUGAUACGCAUAGAAGACAAUAAGCAAAUGCUAAUUCCAUAAAAGCAACCAAAAUUCCAUAAAAUGUCAAUCUAUAACUUUCUUGGUAGUCCAUUUCUCUUUCUCUCUCAAUCAAUAAGCCUGAAUCUGAAUAUCCUAGAAUCUCACCUUGUGACUCUGAACACACACACACCAAAAAAUUUGGAGAUCUGUAAACAGAAACCUAAAUCAAGAAAAUCAAGAAAGUGGUAUUAGCUCUUCUAGACUAAAGAAACCCUAACGAAAAACCUUAAUACAAAGUCAAAGAUAAAUUGUGUAGUUGAGAAGAUAAAUAGACAAAGAGAGAAAGCGGAAGAGAAGUGGACAGAGAUGAAGUUGAGGUCAGAGUAUAACAUCUACCUGAAAGUCGAAGGAGAGAUUAGAAAGAAGAAGGAGUUUUUAGGACAGAGAAUCUUGGUUGUUGUUUUGUUUGUUUUUCAAUUAAAUGAAAUGAAAGAAAAGAAAAA
This is a messenger RNA of Arabidopsis thaliana (thale cress), 2212 nucleotides long. RefSeq names its product Ribosomal protein L13 family protein. The record is from RefSeq and is marked reviewed. Lineage: Eukaryota; Viridiplantae; Streptophyta; Magnoliopsida; Brassicales; Brassicaceae. Gene Ontology annotation, molecular function: structural constituent of ribosome. Gene Ontology annotation, biological process: translation. The transcript is spliced from 4 exons. Gene Ontology annotation, cellular component: large ribosomal subunit; ribosome. Bases 53 to 673 code for a protein of 206 amino acids.